Messenger RNA from Talaromyces rugulosus, 4425 nucleotides. RefSeq lists its product as uncharacterized. Gene Ontology annotation, molecular function: structural constituent of nuclear pore; protein binding. Lineage: Eukaryota; Fungi; Ascomycota; Eurotiomycetes; Eurotiales; Trichocomaceae. Bases 1 to 4425 code for a protein of 1474 amino acids. Gene Ontology annotation, cellular component: nuclear pore. The record is from RefSeq and is a predicted model, not a curated record. The transcript has 3 exons. Gene Ontology annotation, biological process: protein import into nucleus; RNA export from nucleus.
AUGGCUUUUGGAUUUGGUGGCGGCGCAGGGUCUGCGCAAGCAGAAUCAGGUCCUGAACUGCCUGAAAUAACCACCUCUGAUGUUGGAUUUCUGGGAGUCGACAAGGAUUGCAAUAUUCGUUUUCUUCCAACACCCUGGCCUGCCGACGCCCUUCCUCAACCAACCAGCUCCUUAUUGGCAAUAUCGUCGACGAAUGGGUUAGUGGUAGGUGGUGGUCCAAAUGGACUUGUUGUGUCUACGACAAAGGCUGUUCGCGACGCCAUUUCAACCCCAGUCGAUGGCGGUGUGAAAACAAAACCUUUUGAGCCUCAAGCUCAGAUUGCAUUGCCCAGCCGCCCGACACACGUCGCAUUCUGCGCUGGAGAUAGUGCGCUGGCUGUGUCUACAGAGUCGAAUAACCGGCUUUUCGUCUUCAAUACUACUACUCUUACGCAGGGGAACGCUCAGCCACAACUGUCUAUCGAGACCAACGCAGCGCUUCGCACUUUGGUACCAAACCCGGCCUCAACAGACGAGCAGCUUUCUUCGCUUGCUGCUUUGGUUACGGUAGAUGGCAAUCUUCUGCUUGCUAACCUCAAGACUUCAUCCCUCGUGAAUGGUUCUUCGGGGCCUAUCUUUAGGAGCGGGGUGGCCUCUGUGACUUGGAGUAAUAAAGGAAAGCAGAUGGUAGCUGGCCUUGCAGAUGGUACCUGUGUUCAAUUGGAUCCGCAAGGCCAGGUCAAGGCAGAAAUCCCGCGUCCACCAGCGUUGGAAAGCAAUAAACACGUUUCCUCGUUAUCGUGGCUCGAAAAUAACAUAUUCUUCGCCGUCUAUACGCCAAAUGAAGCACAAGACGAGAAUGGAAUGAUUCCAUCUUCGGAUUUUUUCAUAAUUCAACGACGCCAGAACGCUCCAUUUUUGUUCCAGAAGCUGCCCGAGGUCUGCGCACCAUUCGGACUCAGUCGAGCACCAGCAUACCAUUUCAUUUCCCGGUUUGCCAAUUAUGAGCCUGGCUUGCAGGAUGCUUUGGUCCUUUCGUCCACUGCUGCUACUGAUCUUGGCUUGGUCACACGCGCGAAAACACCACUCAAGGAAGCAGAAGCAAACACUGCAGGCGUAUUCACAUCGACUUCAAUUUUGGACGACGUCAAACAGGCUACACUACCUUUGAACGACGAUGCUACGGACACGUCUACCAUCGGUAUUGGUAUUGACUUGUCCGCUACAGAGAAGGUGACAUAUGAUAUAGAGAGAGAAACGCAAACGCCACAGCCCAACAUAAUGGCUCUAAACAACGAGGGCAUACUCAUGUCGUGGUGGUUCCUCUACAUGAAGGCGGUCGAGGCAGGCACGCCCUAUACUGCCGGUCCGCCGACCCAAAAAGCUCCUGCCCCCCAGGCACCUCCGGCUCAGGGAUUCGGAUCGCCCCAGACCUCACAAUCAGCAUUCGGCCAGCCAGCUUUUGGACAACCCAGCUUUGGCUCUGCAGCCCAGCCCAGUGCAUUUGGAAAACCUUCUCUACCAGGUCCAACUCCUGCCUUUGGCUCUACGUCAACUCUAAGCGCUCCCCGCCAACCCGCCUUUGGGUCACCCUCGGCCCUCGGUGGAGGUACAGCAUUCGGAUCAACAACGCCCAUGAAGCCUCCUGCGCCGUCCUUCGGAAGCCCUUCAUUUGGAAGCACUGGAACGCUAGGGCAACGAGGUCCCCAGAUUGCACAAGGUGGCUUUGGCGGGACAACAACAUCGGGUCCAGCGUUUGGCCAGGCCUCAAGCAUAGGUGGUAAAGGAUUCAGCUCCUUUGCCUCGCCUGGUGCAGCCCAAUCCAAUUUCGCCAUGGGUGCAGCUGCUGGUGCUGGCAGUGGAUUUAGCUCUUUUGCUAGUAGCGGAUUCGGCGGCCUUGGAUCCAAUAAGCCAGCCGAGAGUUCAUUUGGGCAACAAACAACACAGUCUCCAUUUGGGUCUUCUGAGGUUAAGUCCGCUUUUGGCGCUCCCCAGACAACGAUGGAUGCCAAACCUUCUUUUGGACUCCCAUCAGGCGGCUUUGCUCUCGGCUCCAGUUUCAAGCGAGAUGACAAGGCGGCUGAAGAUAACGAACCUGCACAAGCAAAACCAUCUGGUCCUUUCUCUCUAGGUUCAUCAUUUGGCAAUCUCUUGGAUGAAGGCUCUAAUAAGUCUAGUCCAGUCGAGUCAAUGGAUGACGCUGAAGAUGCGGGGCCACAACAACAGCAAAAGCCGCUGUUUGGCCAACCCUUGGCUUUUAACACAGCCCAAAGCUCUGUCACGCCACCUGCUAAGCCGCCUGGCUCUUUGUUUGGUGCCAACCCCCAAUCGACUGCCGCAUCCCAAUUUAACCGUCCUUCACCUUUGUUUGGACACGGGAAUGGAACGACUAGCUCCACAAGCCCUUUGUCCUCGCCUUCGGAAAAAACUGUUGUCCCUAGUAUGUCAUUGGCAAGCGAGUCGAGCAUUGACCAACCCCUUCCUCCGGACGCCACAAGUCGGACCGUCUACGGACCUGGAGAUACAUCAGCCUCGUCGAAUGUUUCCAAAAGCUCAUACGAUGACGCUCCUUUACCACCCGAUCCUGUCCACAACAAACCCACUCCAACUUCCAAGGCCGAAGCGGCACCUCUUCCACCAGAUUUCCUCAAAAAGCCCACGAAGAAGACCACCGAGCCAGAAGAUGCCCCGCUGCCUCCUGAUUUCUUAGCGCCGCCAAAGAAGACAGCAGAAGACGCACCCCUGCCACCCGACUUUCUUCCUAAGCCAAGGAAAAACAAAGAAACUGUCGAAACACCAUCACUGCCCAAAGACGAAUCUACCAUUACGCUUCCAGCCGGGACAGACGGUUCGGAUGGUGAUUUUGAAGAUAGUGGUGAAGAAAUCACCCACGACGUCAGUCCUCCAAGUGAACCAGCAGAGAGUGAGUUCAAGACUUCUCCUGAGAGUUCCUUUGGAGGCCCUUCUUUGAAGAAUUCUACAGGCGGCCUAUUCACCAAAGUAUCGGUGCCCGAAUCCAAGACACAGCCACCAAGCUCUAGACCUUUGUUUGGAGAAAUCUCACAGCAGCCCAGUUUCCUGCCACCCAAGCCUCGAAACGCGGACAGAACCCCUCGCUCGCCCAGUCCUGUUAGACCAGGAUCAAAGAAAGAUUUCCUUCGCCCCGACCCUGUCCGUUCCAUCAGUGCUCCUGGUGGCCCUGGGGGGUUCCGUAAGGCGACCAUUGGACGCCCACCAGCAGCGUCGAGGUUUGAGGAGCCGCUUACUCAAAGUGAUCUCAUUGAGGAAGAAGAAUCUAAAGCAGCAGCGGCCGAAAGCAAGCGACUUGCCUCUGAAACACAAAAUCUGUCCUCUGACGACGAAGAAGAGACACGACGAGCGGAGCUGGCGCAGCCACUUUCUCCAGUGCCAACUCUCGAUCCAUUCAUGCCACGACAAGAGUACACAGGGGAAUCGCUCAAACCCGGUAUUCCGGGGCAAAUUGAACGACUUUAUCGAGAUAUCAACUCCAUGGUCGAUACACUGGGCUUGAAUUCACGGUCUAUUUCGUCAUACCUCCUACACGAGGAGCAGGCUCGUAGCUCCAAUGGUGAUUCUUGGAAAGAGAUUAUGCUUGGUGACACGCCAUUGGAUAUUCUUGAUCAGGAUUUAUCAGUCGCUGACAUUGAGAGCAUUGGCCAACUCCUGGGUUCUCUAGAAGGCAGCCUUGAGGAGCAACGUCUACAGGGAGUGCAAGAGAAAGUAAGCGCAUGCCAACAACUGUUAAGUCACGAUAUGAUAAGCCUCCGUGAUCAGUGCGCUAGUAUUCAGAGGACAUUAGACUCGUAUACGGAUACCGUCUCUAUUCGCUCACAACUCCUAUCAGCGGAGCAGGAGAGUAUGCAACAUGACCUGAGAAAAUCUUGCACGGAAAUCCAGUCAAGGCUGGCAAAUUUUGAAGAGGAGAUAUCUCUCUUACGAGCAAGGAUUGCCGAUUCUUCAGGGUCCACGUCUAGACAUGUGACUAAGAGGCCUACCGUUGAAGCCGUGACAUCUACAAUUUCGACUAUGAUGGGCAUGGCAGAAAGCAAGAGUGGUGAUAUAGAUGUCCUGGAAGCGCAGAUGAAGAAACUGGGCUUGAAUCUCCAGAAGCCAAGCAGCCAUGAAGAUUCGCCAAUUUCGACUCCUGCCAAAAAGAUCAGCUUUCGGGUACCCGAAACCCCUGAUUCUGACGGCCCUCGCAGUUCUUACCACACUCCUGACUCUAGUAGUCGGUUUCGGUCCAGCGUGUCCGGCUCAGCAAGACACAGUCGGCUACGAAGUGUCACUCUUGAACCAGACCUUUCUACCGAAGCCGGCCGCGAACAACGAAAAGCACGCACUCGACGCCGGAAGGAGGUUCUUGGAUACCUAAAAAAUGUCGUUGGGGAAAAGCCGAUCAAGGUGCGGACUAUGGACGACGUGUAA